Molecule: messenger RNA, 1107 nt
Organism: Kockovaella imperatae
Lineage: Eukaryota; Fungi; Basidiomycota; Tremellomycetes; Tremellales; Cuniculitremaceae
Product: cytoplasm protein
Exons: 4
Coding region: 1-1107 (368 amino acids)
Biological process (GO): 3'-UTR-mediated mRNA stabilization
Cellular component (GO): nucleus; cytoplasm
Molecular function (GO): mRNA 3'-UTR AU-rich region binding
Source: RefSeq, a predicted model, not a curated record
AUGGCUGACGCAACUGACUCAACAUCCCCGGUCAAGGAGGAAAACGUCUCGCCCAAGACUUCCGCACCUCCCGCCGCUGGCAAUGAGAACCAACUCACUCUCCGGUCUCUCGUCAGCACCAAAGAAGCCGGUAUCAUUAUCGGCAAGGCCGGAGCGACCAUUGCCAGUAUUCGUGAGAAGACAGGUGUGAAGGCUGGAGUCUCCAAAGUUGUUCCUGGUGUUCAAGACAGAGUCUUUUCUGCCACUGGAGAAGUUGAGAGCAUUGCCAAUGCCUAUGGAGAGAUCGCUACGCUGCUCCUGGAAACCCCAUUGUCCGAUUCCUAUCUCCCAGCACCGCCUUCAGGAUCCUUCACCUCUAUCCGUUUGUUGAUCUCUCACAACCUCAUGGGAACCGUCAUUGGUCGACAGGGCCUCAAAAUCAAGCAGAUUCAGGACACUUCAGGCGCUCGAAUGGUUGCUUCAAAGGAAAUGCUCCCUCAAUCUACUGAACGAGUCGUAGAGGUUCAAGGAGCCGUAGACGCCAUCAAGACUGCCAUCCUGGAGAUCUCAAAGUGCUUGUUGGAAGAUUGGGAGCGAGGUCAAGGCACUGUGCAAUACCAUCCCGGAGCGGCUGGCGAUGCCGGUGUAUUGGCAGGUGGUCUGGGUGCUCAGACCGUCACUGGUCCAACAGGAGGAAUCAGGAGGACCAGCUUGGGAACUGGACUUGGCGGACCGGGUGGGCCUGGUGGACCGGGUGGGCCUGGAAAUGGAUUCAAUGCCCGACGACCAAGUGGGGCCGCUGGUAAUGCAAACACCGGAGAACCCAGAAGAGUUAGCGGGGAUCUAGCCGCCAACGACCCGAAUCUCCGGACUCAAAACAUCUCAAUUCCCAGCGAUAUGGUUGGCUGCAUCAUCGGUCGUGGUGGAUCCAAAAUCACUGAAAUCCGACGCCUUUCUGGCUCCCGUAUCUCCAUCGCUAAAGUCCCGCAUGACGAUUCUGGCGAGCGCAUGUUCACCAUUGUCGGAACUCAGCAAGCUACUGAACGAGCCUUGAUGCUUCUUUAUUCACAGCUCGAAUCUGAGAAAGUUCGACGUACAAGCCAACCUGGCGAACCCGCUGCAGUCUAG